AUGGCAUCGGCGGGAUACACACUGCAGCAGCAAAAGGGCUCGGUCGAGACACGCAUCAAGCUGCUGAUCAACAGCGAUCUGAAGGAGAUAUGCAAGGCGUACAAUUACCAGGUCUCCGGCACAAAGGCAGUCCUGCAGAAGCGAUGCAUAGAAAUUCUCAGUGACAUCGUGGAUCGUGGCGACGACAACGCCUUCAAGGACCUCAACUACCGUGUCGCCAACCACGGCAAAAGUCCCCCGCAGCCGAACGGCGCUUCUGUCGCCGCGUCCAGCAACUACCCAACACCCAACGGAUAUCAUACCAACAAUCAGAUGGCGCCAGGCAGGCCAUCUGCAGCGCAGAACCGCUUUUCUACCGGCGGCAGGUCCGUAGAUUUCAAGCCCAGUCCCUUCUACGAGGUGCAGGACACGGUCAUGGGCUACACAGAACUCCAUGAAAUGCCCCAGAAUCGCCACACCGUGAGGCAGGACCUCCGACUCACCGCCGACCAGGUCACCCGGCUGAAGGCAGACCCAAGCUUGCGCCUUAUGCUCUACUGCGGCCUGAGCUCUGGCAUGAACCAAUGGACCACUGUCGACGUCGCCUUUCCCAACCAGCUCGAGGUCAAAAUUAACGAUGAUGAUGUACGGGCCAACUUCAAGGGCCUCAAGAACAAACCAGGAUCAACGAAGCCGGCGGAUAUCACUGACAGGGUGCGGAAGAACGUCGGCUACCCGAACCGACUCGCCAUCACUUAUGCAUUGACGUCGAAGAGAUAUGCCUUUGUCAUUCAUCUCGUCAAGUACAUCAGCGCCGAUGCUCUCACUGAACGCAUCAAGCAAGGCACCCACGGCGGCGGCGUCUUCUCGAAGACGAGAGUUCUACAGGAGAUGCAGAAAGCCAACGACGACGAUGAUCUUGUUGCGACCUCAGUAACGAUGACUUUGAAGGAUCCCAUCUCAGCGCUUCGCAUUGAGACGCCCGUGCGCUCAACGGUGUGCUCACACAAUCAGUGUUUCGAGGCGAAGUGGUUCCUGCAACUGCAAGAUCAAGCUCCACAGUGGAGCUGCCCGGUCUGCAGCAAAAGUGUCUCAUACGAGUCACUCUGUGUGGACCAGUACUUCGAAGAGAUCCUGCAGAAGACUCCAAGUUCGAUUGAAAGCAUUCACCUGCAACCAAACGGAGAAUGGCAGAUGAUCAAGGAGAAAGAAGACGCAAAACCACAAGGCAAUUCGAGCAGGAACAACCGAGCAUCUUACGACGAUGACUUUGACGACGACCUGAUCGAGAUAGUCGAAGAUCAGCCAGCGCCAAAGCCAGCGCUGGGAGGUGCUGCAAUGCCAUACUCAACACCCUCUCUGCUGUCACCGGCGACCAACUCGACAUUCCCACUAAACACACCGCCCUUGUCCUCUCGUGGCAACUCAGCAGCUCCUUCUAUGUCGUCGGUGGCGCAAAGUAACAAGCGCCCAGUGAGCUCAGUGAUAGAUCUGACGCUCAGCGACAAUGAGGAGGAAGAGCAGAUGCCACGAUCGGGCAAGAGACAGCAGACCGGUACGAGCACGCAUUAUGGUAACACUGCACAAUCCAGCACCCCAAACUCCCUUCCCGAUCCCCGCUUCUCAUACCCGGCCGGUCAAGGGCAAAUAACUGACGGCUAUAGGCAGCCAGUCAACGCAACCAGACCGGUCAGUAAUGGCAGGAGCAGCGGCAGCGGCAGCUACCACAGCGCACAACAACAGUUCGGGAUUAGUGGUUCUGCCAGUGGGACAGGAUCGCCUUUCCGCACUGGCAUCAGCGGCAGCUCAGCAUACAACCCGCCCCACAACUACAUCCAGAGCCACACCAACCCAUAUGGGCAAUGGCGUCCGCCCACGACUCAAAAUACACCCACCACGUCCUCCUUCCAAUCAUUCUCGCUGAGACCCCCACAACCUUCUGUCAGCCCAGCCCAGCAGUCUACUCACCAAUCACCCGAUCAAGCAUUUCGACUACCCCCAGUUUCGACUAUCCUUCCGAAUGGGUACAAUACUGGGUGGCGAAGUGACUACCACGCCGGCCAAUCGAGUAGCCCGCCAGGAUGA
Fulvia fulva is the source of this 2064-nucleotide messenger RNA. Its product is annotated as E3 SUMO-protein ligase pli1. Bases 1 to 2064 code for a protein of 687 amino acids. NCBI's taxonomy places the organism in Eukaryota, Fungi, Ascomycota, Dothideomycetes, Mycosphaerellales, Mycosphaerellaceae. The record is from RefSeq and is a predicted model, not a curated record. Gene Ontology annotation, molecular function: zinc ion binding; SUMO ligase activity. Gene Ontology annotation, biological process: protein sumoylation. The transcript has 4 exons.